AUGCCUGUUCCACGUACGAGACAGCGUAUCAACAACGAGAACGAUGAGAAUGUGGUCGCAGCGAACACCCGUUUAACGCGUGCCAAAGCCGCUCAAGGUCCCUCGGAUGAUGCAUCCAAUCUGCCUGUCAAGAAGGCACUACAGACCAAGAAAUCAACAACAGGUACACUGAAUGGUACACGAGGUCGAAGAGCGUUGGGUGAUGUCACAAAUGCUACCAAAGGUGUUGAAGCUGCGCAAGAAGGCAAGAAGGCUGCUGGUCAGAAAUCAGUCGCUGCAUCCAAACCUUCCACCACAGGGGGCGUUGCUAAACUCACUCGCACCAACUCAUCCCGCUCCGCUCUGGGCGUCAAGGACAACAAUGCAAAACCAAAACCAGUCAUUGACUCAAAGAAGCCUGCCAGUGGUUCAGGCGUACAGAAGAAACGACCUCAGCCAUCGAUACCUGCUGCCACCACAUCCAUUGACGAACCUGUCGAAGAGAUCGAGGAGCCAGUACGGAAGAAGUCUGUCACACAAGCUAUGGUUGAUGAGGCUCAACAGGAAACGGAAGAUGCUUUUGAUAUCAUGGCCAGCCUGGAUGCUGAAGACCUAGACGACCCCUCAAUGUGUGCCGAAUAUGUUCGAGAAAUCUUCGAGUAUUACCAAGAGCUUGAGAAGAACACCAUGCCAAAUCCUCAGUACAUGGACCAUCAAGACGACCUAGAAUGGAAAAUGCGAGGCAUACUCGUCGACUGGCUCAUCGAGGUUCACAUGAGAUUCCGCCUACUGCCUGAGACACUGUUUCUGGCCGUCAACAUCAUCGACCGAUUCCUGUCUCAAAAGGUGGUACCUCUGGACAAGUUGCAACUUGUGGGCAUCACUGCCAUGUUCAUUGCCUCCAAAUACGAAGAAGUCCUCUCGCCACAUGUCGGCAACUUCACUCACGUUGCUGACGAUGGCUUCUCAGUCGACGAAGUCUUGGCUGCUGAGCGAUACACGCUGUCGACCCUCAAGUAUGACCUGAGCUAUCCUAACCCAAUGAACUUCCUUCGUCGUAUAUCCAAGGCCGACAACUACGACAUUCAGACAAGGACGCUCGGAAAAUACUUAACCGAGUUGAGCUUAGUAGACCAUCGCUUCCUCGAGUACAGACAGAGUCACAUCGCCGCCGCAGCAAUGUACCUAGCCCGCAUGAUCCUGGAGCGUGGUCCGUGGGAUGUGACCCUGACCCAGUUCGCUGGUUACACUGAGGACGAUAUCAUCCCUGUCUUCGACAUCAUGGUCGACUUUUUGCAAGGACCUGUUGCUCACGAAGCGUUGUUUAAGAAGUACGCUAGCAAGAAAUUUCUCAAAGCAUCUAUCAUGGCUCGAAAAUGGGCCAAGGAGUACGCCAACACAGCGCGAAACGGUGGUGGCAUCACUGUUGGCGACAUCAAAUCUAGCUAG
Molecule: messenger RNA, 1428 nt
Organism: Lithohypha guttulata
Lineage: Eukaryota; Fungi; Ascomycota; Eurotiomycetes; Chaetothyriales; Trichomeriaceae
Gene: CLB2
Product: G2/mitotic-specific cyclin
Exons: 3
Coding region: 1-1428 (475 amino acids)
Biological process (GO): regulation of cyclin-dependent protein serine/threonine kinase activity; mitotic cell cycle phase transition
Cellular component (GO): cyclin-dependent protein kinase holoenzyme complex; nucleus; cytoplasm
Molecular function (GO): cyclin-dependent protein serine/threonine kinase regulator activity
Source: RefSeq, a predicted model, not a curated record